CUCUCUGUAGGCGAUGAAACGCAAUAUCAAAAAGGCGGGAAGGCGCAGAGGAAGGCAGGCCAUCAUGGUGUCGCAUCGUCGAGAGAUAAACGGCGGUUAUCAUGUAUAUCUCGCAAAACGUUUGUAUUACAUCGUGACACGAGGACAGUUUGUGACGCAAUAGUCUGUUGACGAAACAUGAGAGAUAUCAAACAAUACUUCGCCAACGGUGCGAAGAUUGAUAAGAUCAUCAAUUCCGUCGACAACGUGAAACGUAUGGAAGAGGAACAAGAAAACAGCUCAGUUGCGAAAGAAGGUCGCAAACGCAAACGCGUCAAGAUCCGCAUAUCGCGCGCUGGUUCCAAGGAGGGGACAUGCGAUAUAAUUGAGAACAAGAACGAUCUAAUUGACAAAACUCCAAGUCCAUUUGCCAAAACGGACGACAACAGAAGAACUUCACAGAGUGAAACACCCAAGUCUCACAUUGCUAGCUCUAGUACAAAGCAGGAUUCUGAAAAGCUUACUUUGAUGGUUGGAAAUAAAUCUAGAAAUAUGGAGAAUGUCUCCCAAGAUAUAAACAGCAGAACAAGUAAGAAUAAAUUAGAUGAACAGACUGUUAUGGAUUUAAUUGAUUCAUCUAAUGAUAUUCCAAUGAAGAAUGAUGAUGACUCUCAUGAAAGUCUAUCAGAUGUGAAACUUUGUGAUGACAUUGGUACUCAGCGUGAAGAAUCAAAUGCUUUUCAAGUUCUGAUGAGCCGUAGUAAACCGAUACAAUAUAAGUUACCAUUGCAACAAUCUAUUGAAGAUGUCAAACUUAAUGAGAAAUCAAGUGAUGCUAAAGAAUUGAAAUCUAAACAUAAAGAGAGACUAAUAACAUUGGCUGAUAAGAAGGGUUACUCAAAGAGGAAACUUGCUGAUGCAGAAGAAAGCGAGAGAAUAGAAAAAAGUAUAGAGGACCGUGUAAAGCUCUUCAAACGUGAUAAUAGAAAGGAUGAUAGUACUGACUUAUCGAUAAAAAGUAACAGACAGCUGUCUGGAAGCUUGUUAGAUUAUUUUAGCAAAUCACCCUUAGAAUUAACAAAUAAGGAUAACAUAAAAUGUGUAUCCACCUUCAUUGUAAAAGCCGAUGUACAUAGAACCGAGACCGCCAGCAUAGAACCUGUAUUAAAUCCGAUUUCGAAUAAGAUUUAUUCCAUUAAGAAGUGUCCGAAAGCUGACAUGGAUCUCUCCGAAGUGGACGAUAUUCAUGUCAUAGCGUCUGAGAAUCUGACUUCGCCAUUAACUACCAUACAAGAGAAACGGCAUAAACCUCGCUGGUCUUUACGCAUAAAACUACACUCUUCCGAGGGCAACGACGAUAUCACUGACGACGAGCUGUUCUCGCCGAGAAGCAAAUCGAAGUUUCAUGCGGUCACGAACAAGCCUCCUCGAAAGCUCGCGAAUACAUACGUGGGAAAUGAUAAGAUGUGGCCGAAGCAUCACAAUGAACAUAUCAAAAGAAAAGUACGAGACGAGGAGGAAAAUGAGUCGUUCGGUAAGCAGAAAGAUAGCAACGUUCAAACGAACGUUACCAGAGAUUCUAUCGUUGACAAUAACAACGAGAACUCCGACGCAUGUCCGUUAAGAUCAGAAAAAGUUAGCAAAACGGAGAAGACCUUUGUCGUGUGUGAAACAGUUACAACGGUAACUGACGAUUCCGAGUGCGAGAUCAUUAGUGAAAACGUAUCGAAGAAGAAAUCGAACGAGAAGCUGGCGCCGUUAUUUAUGAAACGACGUAAAAUCGAUCCGGCUGUCGUAGCAGCUAAACGCUUAUUCCUACAAUCAGACAUAACCGAUGUCGAGAACAAAACGGAUAGAAAAACGAACAAUGGCACACUCAUCUUACCAUUCCCUAUAAUCAGCCACAUCACACAGUUGGAAAGUAAUUGUCAUUCAAACAGGCCGCAAAUUCAGCAUAAAUUUCCCACAAAAGUCGAGAAGAAAUAUCUGCCUUCGAUAGACAUUGAUGAGUACAAAUGUAUCGUUAAUUAUAACGAGACCUCGAAGGUGCCUGAAGCGAUUGACAAGCCCGUGAAGGAGAGCUUCGAUCGAGUGGUGUCGGAGAUGGAGAAAAGUUGUCCGGAGGUACAGAAAAUGUGGAAGACCGUAUUGACGAUCAAAGGCGAAACUGAGAAGAAGUCGCUGGAGCGGACGAGAGGAGGCAGGAGAACAAAGACUCUCGAGCGAAAAAAGCCGCUGACAGAGAGCGUGGAGGCAAAUCAGUUGCACGAUUGCGUCUGGACGUGCAAGUACAAGCCGAUGAGCGCGCAAGAGGUAGUCGGGAACGAGGAAGCCGCGACUAAAUUGAAAGAGUGGCUGAGUGGGUGGAGAACGUCCUUGACGAAAGAGGAUUACAGCAGCGGCGACGAGUUCUACUCGUCGGAUUCGUGCAGCAACUCGUACAAUGAGAACAAUCAGACAGCCGUGUUGUUGGGACCGCACGGCAGCGGGAAAAGCGCGAGUGUGUACGCGAUAGCGGAGGAACUCGGCUACAGUGUACUCGAGGUAAACGCGUCCUCCAGACGCACUGGCAAGAGGAUCUUGAAGGAAUUGGAGGAGGCGACCAAGUCGCACAGAAUCAAGAAGGACAAGUGCAAAGCUCCGUUCGAGCAAGUCGCGAGAGAGAACGAUGCCCCGAAGAUAUUGCAAAACUCGUUAAUCCUUCUGGAGGACAUCGAUCUUAUCUUCGAGGAGGAUGAGGGCUUCGUCUCGGCGGCAUAUCAACUGGCGUCGAAUACUAAAAGACCGAUCGUUAUGACGUGUAGAGACAUGUGCCCGCAUCUGAGCAAAAUGGCACCGCAGCAAAAGAAGAUCUACUUUCAGCAAGUGAACGGCAACAGAGUGUCUGCUUUGUUGGAGUUGAUCUCGCUGGCGGAAACGGGUUACAGACUGUCACACAAUUUUCUAGUGAAGUUACUUCAAGUGGGCGAUCUACGAAAGGCGUUGCUGCAAUUGCAAUACUUGUUGCUGUCUGGCCUGCCUGUAUUAUCCGAACAAUGUACAACAGCGAGGCCGUCGGUUUGGCAAGACAUACAACGCUGUUUGUACAAACCCGCGAUUAAACUGAGCAAAAAGCAUAAGGCUAAGAAGAAUACGAAUGGUAAGAAAUCGAACGAGCAGACAGGAAGCAAUAUCGCGCAUAUACUGAACAAUUUAGCGAACGAUUUAGAUGGUUUGUCUCUGGUGUCGUCUUUGAUAAACAUCGACGACACGAUGUUGAACACGCCGGAGGCAAACACGCAACCCAACCUGUCCUUAGCCGAGAACCUCUCUCUGUACUCUGCGUCGCAUCGCUUCAGCGUGGAUAUAGCGAGUUUCCUGAGCGACAGGAUACUGUGCAAGGACUCUAACGGAAACGAACAACUGCAGAGUUCGAGCAAUGUCAUCUUGCGAAAUCAACUGAACCGAGGAGUGGAUCUGGCGCUUUCGCAGGUCACGUCCGCAUGUUUGGACGGGCGGGUGAUGGCGAUAGAUUAUCUGCCGACCGCGCGAACGAUAUGUCGCGCCGAGGAGUCGCGCUCCGCUGGCAAUUAUAAACGGGGCAAUCGAUUCUUUCACUAUUUGCAUGGCUUGAAGGUGCCAGCCGCGUCGAUGAAGCCGAACAUCCUGGCUGCCGCGUGUCGAACGCUACAGGAGAAAAUUGACAAGAAUGCGUCCACGUCGAACGCAGUGAACGUCAGCAUCGAUUGAUAUUCGGAAGGGAUGUAUGUUUCUUAUGCGUGCGAGACACGACGCGAAUAGCUGUAGUUCUGUAUCGCGAUUUUAAACUUUUAUCGACUGUGGAGGCGCGAGAUCAUACUCCACAGAAUGCCAUUUAAAUUGAAUUUUACUUGCAUUAUCAUUGAUUUUACAAAAACUAGAUGUAAAUAUAUACAUGUCUUGUUUUUAUAUUAUUUUGAAUAAUAUCACGGUUAUAUUAUAGUGCCUUCUCUAUUUUGUAAAUUAAUUUAUUAUAUAUGAACAAGGUGAAGAAAUUAUAGCUUAUAAAAAUUGAAAAGGUUCGGAAUAUUUGGAAUAAUUUAUAUUGACAAAAUGUAUAUCGCGCAUUUGCAAUAGAUAGUUCUUACGGUCGCAUUUAACUUCUAUUGUACACUUUCAAUGCUAAACGCGACCGUCCUAUGUAGAAUUUUAUCCGUCUUGAUGUACAAGAUUUUGUGUAAACAUCUCAAGUGCGAUAAAAUAUACACAAAUACGAAUUUCAUCAUUGUGUUGUCUGUACAUUAUAAUUGCCAAAUGCGCGAAUCAUUACAUUUUACUGUAAUACAGAAGAAUUUAUCAUAAAAAAGUUUGAUAAAAGUA
Messenger RNA from Odontomachus brunneus, 4317 nucleotides. RefSeq names its product ATPase family AAA domain-containing protein 5 (gene elg1). The coding region runs from base 178 to 3708 and encodes 1176 amino acids. The record is from RefSeq and is a predicted model, not a curated record. The transcript has 6 exons. NCBI's taxonomy places the organism in Eukaryota, Metazoa, Arthropoda, Insecta, Hymenoptera, Formicidae. Gene Ontology annotation, molecular function: DNA binding; DNA clamp unloader activity; ATP hydrolysis activity. Gene Ontology annotation, cellular component: nucleus.